This is a messenger RNA of Camellia sinensis, 3275 nucleotides long. Its product is annotated as AAA-type ATPase family protein. The record is from RefSeq and is a predicted model, not a curated record. Lineage: Eukaryota; Viridiplantae; Streptophyta; Magnoliopsida; Ericales; Theaceae. Gene Ontology annotation, biological process: proteolysis. Gene Ontology annotation, cellular component: chloroplast thylakoid membrane. Gene Ontology annotation, molecular function: metalloendopeptidase activity; ATP hydrolysis activity; ATP-dependent peptidase activity.
GUUGGAAUUGUUGGAGAAAUAAGGAAGAAAUCAGGAGUAAAAUGGAGGAGAGGGGAGAGAGAGAAGACGGGGGAAAUAAGAAAUAGAGAGUAGAGAGUAGAGAGUAGAGAGAGAGAGAGAGAGAGCAGGUUGAUUGUUGAAGAAGAUAAGAAAUGACGUUGAACGCGUCGGCGUCGGCGUCGGCGACAUUUGCAAAACCCUUGUGUCCUCGUCCUCGUUGUAAAACCCUAGUCAAGAAGCCAUUCCUUUUAUGUUCUUCCAGGCUUGUUUUCAUUACAAAUUCACGUUCUAAGGCCAAUUCCAAAACACUUACCACCAAACCCAACAAGCUCAAAUUCAGGCUUUCUACUUGUAGAGCUUCAACUUCCAGUUUCAACUCGGUUCAACUUCCACAACAACAAGAUGAAGAAGACGACCCCGAGUCAACUCGGCUAUUCGAGAAGUUGAAGGAUGCAGAGAGAGAUCGGAUAAAUAAAUUGGAAGAGCUUGGGAGAAAGGCUGAUAUUCAGUUAGAAAGGCAACUUGUUAUGGCUUCAGAUUGGAGCAGGAAGUUGCUGACCAUGCGCGGAAAAUUAAAGGGAUCCGAGUGGGACCCUGAAAACUCACACAGAAUUGACUACAGUCAAUUUUUGAGACUUCUCGACUCAAAUAAUGUCCAAUUUAUGGAGUACUCAAAUUAUGGGCAGACAAUAUCAGUGAUUCUCCCAUACUACAAAGAUGGAAAAAUGGAAGGACCAGGAAAUUUGAAGAAAGAAAUAGUCUUUCGGCGCCAUGUGGUUGACCGUAUGCCAAUUGAUAGCUGGAAUGCUGUUUGGGGAAAGUUGCAUCAACAACUUAUUAAUGUUGAUGUCCUUAAUGUGACCGCGUUCCUGCGCUGAAUCAGCUCCACUAUCGCAACUGCAGUGGUGUGGUCGAUGCGACUUGCUCUUUCUAUUGCAUUAUAUGUUUGGAUUGAUAAUACGAUGAGACCGAUUUAUGCAAAGUUAAUACCUUGUGAUUUGGGUACUCCUCCUAAAAAGACAAGGGAGCCUUUGAAGCGUCGUGCUCUUGGAUCAUUAGGCAAGAGUCGGGCAAAAUUUAUAUCUGCGGAAGAAAGUACUGGUGUUACAUUCGAUGAUUUUGCUGGGCAGGAAUAUAUAAAGAGGGAAUUGCAAGAGAUUGUUCGAAUACUAAAGAAUGAGGAAGAGUUUCAGAAUAAAGGCAUCUAUUGCCCCAAGGGUGUGCUCCUUCAUGGGCCUCCUGGUACUGGUAAAACACUUCUGGCCAAAGCAAUUGCUGGUGAAGCUGGACUUCCUUUUUUUGCAGCUAAUGGUACUGAUUUUGUAGAGAUGUUUGUUGGUGUGGCUGCAUCUCGUGUGAAGGACCUUUUUGCUAGUGCCAGAUCAUUUGCACCUUCUAUCAUUUUCAUUGAUGAGAUAGAUGCUAUUGGUAGCAAACGUGGUGGACCUGAUAUUGGUGGGGGUGGUGCAGAGAGGGAACAAGGCCUGCUUCAGAUACUAACCGAGAUGGAUGGAUUCAGAGUGUCAACCUCACAGGUGCUAGUUAUUGGUGCAACAAAUAGAUUGGAUAUUCUUGAUCCUGCCCUGUUGAGGAAAGGCCGUUUUGACAAGAUUAUAAGGGUUGGUUUGCCUUCGAAGGAUGGUAGAUUGGCCAUAUUACAGGUUCAUGCUAGAAAUAAGUUUUUUCGUUCAGAGGAGGAGAAAGAGACAUUACUGCGAGAAAUUGCAGAGCUUACAGAAGAUUUCACUGGAGCCGAAUUGCAGAAUAUACUGAAUGAAGCUGGAAUUUUGACUGCCAGGAAGGAUUUAGACUACAUAGGAAGAGAAGAACUUCUUGAGGCUUUGAAGAGGCAAAAGGGCACAUUUGAAACAGGUCAAGAAGAUAGUACAGAAAUCCCAGAGGAAUUAAAACUGAGAUUGGCAUACAGAGAAGCAGCUGUUGCUGUUCUUGCAUGCUACUUUCCAGAUCCCCACCGUCCUUUCAUUGAGACAGAUAUCAAUUCCAUCUGUAGCCAGCCAAAUAUGCGUUAUAUGGAAACAUCGGGAAGGGUUUUUAGAAGGAAAGAAGAUUAUAUGAACUCUAUAGUUGGUGCAUGUGCUCCUAGAGUAAUUGAGGAGGAGAUGUUUGGCAUUGAUAAUUUGUGUUGGAUCUCUUCAAAGGCUACAUUAGAAGCUUCGAGACUUGCAGAAUUUUUAAUUUUGCAGACAGGGAUGACAGCAUUUGGGAAGGCUUAUUAUAGAAAUCGUGGAGAUCUAGUGCCAAAUCUUGCAGCCAAACUUGAAGCUCUCAGAGAUGAGUACAUGCGCUUUGCAGUGGAGAAGUGUUCAGCUGUACUGAGGGAAUAUCAUUCUGCUGUAGAGACCAUCACAGACAUUCUACUUGAGAAUGGAGAGAUCAAAGCUGAAGAAAUAUGGGACAUCUACACAAGGGCUCCUCGAAUACCUCAGCCUGCUGUAAGUCCAGUUGAUGAAUAUGGAGCCUUAAUAUAUGCUGGACGAUGGGGAAUCCAUGGCAUUUCACUUCCGGGAAGGGUGACUUUUGCACCUGGAAAUGUGGGAUUUUCAACUUUUGGUGCUCCUCGUCCGAUGGAGACCCAAAUUAUCAGUGAUGAAACUUGGAAGCUAAUAGAUGGAAUUUGGGAUAAAAGGGUUCGGGAAAUUAGAGCUGAAGCCUCUAUGGAGAUCGCAGAAGAGAAGGAGAAACCACAGCUUUUGUUGGCCAGUCAUUUCCUAUGACUAUGAAUGUGAUGUUCAUCAUAUGUUUUCUAGUUGGGUGGAAUGAAGGUGCUACUCUUCCACAAGACCUGGAGGUACGAAAGGAAAAAAUAAUAAAAAAAAUCCCCACCAUCACACCAAGCAAAUUGGCUGUCUACAUGGAUAUUUCUUUGGGUUUGCAUCAUUAGCUAUACAAGGAGCUGUAGGACAACAUUGUUGCGGUAAAAUGAAGAUUAGAAUUUCUUAUGCAUCUUUAAGCUGUAGCUUGAAAUAUAUGUUUAGAUGUCGCUCCAAACAUGUUUGAAUUUCCUACCAUGGGGGUGUCAUUUUUGAGUUGUGAAGCAAAGUUUUCCCGAAAUUGUUUUAAUAAUAUUUCAGAUGUGUCUUGGAAUGGAACUCUUAGCUUUGCCGAGGAGGCUCGGAAUUGUUCUACUCUGAAGAGCUGUUUGUAUCAUGUGGGGGAUAUUUCACAGGCAGUUGCAGCUCUCUUACACUAUUGUAAAUCUAUUAUGAUCAAUAAUGUAAUUAUUUUUAAAUCCAAAGUAAAAAUUAGAGAUUUAA